AAAUAAAUCGUAAGUCAAAAUAACCUGAAAAAAUUUUUUGUACUCCAUUAUAAUUAUGUUGUCUGUACGAAAAGGAACAACAAAACGGUGUUGUUAUGGAGUAUGUAAAAGUGAUACACGAUACAAAUCAUUUCAAACCAAUAGAUUCUAUUUUAUAAAUUUUCCAAAGCCUUGUCUUGAAUAUCGAAAAAAAAUAAUCAAAUCAUCAAGCAAAUUACAUAUUAAAGCAUGUGCAAAAUGUGCGAAAUGUGAAUUAUGGGUGAAAAAAUGUGGCAGAAGUGACCGAGGUUUUAGAUCUAUUGAUGAUGUUACUAAGGAUACUUAUAUUUGCUCACUACAUUUUCUUGGAGAAAGUGGUCCAACUGAACAAAACCCUGAUCCUUUAAGCUAUCAAGAGUUUCAACAUAUUGAUAAAUCAAUUAAUAAGGUGCCCAAAGCAAGAACCAGCUUAUCCGAAAAAUACAACAGAGUUGAUAUGAAAAAAGCAAAUGGAUUAGAAUAUAGAAAAAUAGAUGAUAUUCUACCAGAUGCACAGACAUCAGUGACUCAUGGAGGGGUUCACAACGUAAUUGAUGAUAAUACUUGUUUUGUUGAACAAAUAUUACCAGAUCAAACGUCAGACAUGAGUAUGACCCUUGGAGAUAUACACCGUGAAGAAACUAGGAAACAUACAAGAGCAAUAGAAAUUCAGACAGAUUCGAUAAAGAUGCGUAAUAAAAUUAUUCAGGUUAAGUUACCAAAAAAUUCAGCCAUAGAAAUUCAGACAGAUUCGAUAAAGAUGCGUAAUAAAAUUAUUCAGGUUAAGUUACAAAAAAAUUCAGCCAUGGAAAAAUUUAUUAUAUCUAUUCGCAGUGAUGAAAAAAGAUGCAUAUUUUAUACAAGUCUUCAUUUUGAGCAAAUCCAAGCUUUACAUAGAUUUUUGAGUCCAGCUUGCGAAAACUUAGAUUAUUGGGGCAGUCGAGAGUCAAAGCAUGAAAAUUCCGAAAAUAAUAGUAAAUACAAAUUUACUUCAUUACAGCAGUUGAUUUUGGUUCUAUUAAGAUUACGAAUGGGAUAUUUAACAGAAGAUUUAGCUUACAAGUUCGAUAUUUCUACGGGGUUUGUUUCAAAAAUAUGUACAACUUGGAUUUAUUUUUUGUACAAUGAAUUUACCACUCAAUUGAAGCCAUUUAUGUUCCCAUCUAGGAAAACAAUAGCCGAAACAUUACCUAAAAUAUUUCGGUCUAUAAAAAACAUAAGAGUUAUUGUAGAUUGCGUUGAAUUUUUUUGUCAAUCGCCGUCAAACUUUGAACACCAAGGUAAUUUAUAUUCAAGUUAUAAAGCUCAUACCACAUUUAAAGUGUUGAUAGGAUGUACUCCUAAUGGAUGUCUUAGUUUUGUAUCUGAUGCAUUUGAGGGUUCAAUAUCGGAUCCAGAAAUAUUUAAACGAUCAAAAAUAGCAGACUUAUUGCAACCUGGAGAUGUAGUACUAGCAGAUCGAGGUUUUACGGUUCAUGAUGUAGUUGAAGCUAAGCAAGCACAUUUAAAUAUUCCUCCAUUUUUGAAUGGAAGAGACCGUUUAACUGCUCAAGAGGAAAUUUUGACGAAGAAGAUAGCAAAACAACGAAUAUAUGUUGAACAUGUUAUUGGGCGCAUAAAAAAUUUCAGACUUCUUUCCACCGUUUUACUUUUAAAUAUGCGUCCUAUCAUGUCACAAAUUAUAUUUAUCUGUGCAUGCUUGGUCAACUUUCAAACACCUAUAGUUUUCGACGAAUUAAAUUAAGGCCAGUGUGUUGUAGGAAAUAAAAAAAC
Molecule: messenger RNA, 1791 nt
Organism: Chrysoperla carnea
Lineage: Eukaryota; Metazoa; Arthropoda; Insecta; Neuroptera; Chrysopidae
Exons: 3
Coding region: 56-1762 (568 amino acids)
Source: RefSeq, a predicted model, not a curated record